Molecule: messenger RNA, 3177 nt
Organism: Priapulus caudatus
Lineage: Eukaryota; Metazoa; Priapulida; Priapulimorpha; Priapulimorphida; Priapulidae
Exons: 8
Coding region: 1400-2743 (447 amino acids)
Source: RefSeq, a predicted model, not a curated record
CACACAGCAGAACGCAGGAGCUGCUGAGUGCACGAGGUGAAACAGUCUGACUCUCCUCGUAGUAUCCAGUGUCAGCACCCCUCGUUUGGAUUUUCUCCUCGCGGGGCAUCUUCUGAUCGGAGAAUAAAGGCGCGCUUGGAAGGCAAAGAUUUGAGGAUAUUGUUGUUCAGUGGAAGUGGCGCCAUGACGUCUUAUCUGUUUCUAUUAGCUCUGCUCGGGAUCGCGGUGGCGCAACACGGUCGUUAUAAUCGAGCCUAUAGCCGCGCACCAGGCGAUUACGUCAACGACAACACCAAUCAGCACUACGCCGUCCGCAACAUCCAACCCUACGGCGGCAACGCCAACAACCGCGGUUAUGUCGAAAUACCGGCCACCUACUCCCAGGCGAGGCCCACCGCUGAGUGGGCGAAUCCUCCUCAUGGCAGGAGAGGCGUCCACGCCGAUCUGCGGGCGAUGCAGCAGAGACAUGGUUUCAACGAGGCGUCGCCGGGGUACCGCACAGGCCGCGCCUACGACCAGCGAAUCAACUACGAGCAAUCCCGGCCUUACCGGGGCGGACAGUAUCUUGCGAAUAACCAAGGCAGGAACUACGGUCCGCAGGUGAACUAUCAGCAACACCCGUACCAGGGCUCCCGCGGCCAACAUCCGGGGGUGGGCGGCGGCUAUCAGCAACCUCAGUACCAGGGCUCCCGCGGCCAACAUCAGUGUGGGCGGCGGCUAUCAGCAACCCCAGUACCAGGGCUCCCGCGGCCAACAUCAGGUGGUGGGCGGCGGCUAUCAGCAACCAUCGUAUCAUACUGCUGUCAAGCUGCCGCAGCUGCCGGCCGUACCACAGCUGCCAAGCCUUCAACAGACAUCGUACGAAACUUCGGGUCACGGCUACCAGAAGCCAACCUACCAAGUCUCCGGUCAACAAGCGAGUGGGUACCAGCAGCCAACCUACCAAACCACCGGUCAACAAGCGAGUGGGUACCAACAGCCAGCAGCCACCAAUCAAGCUUACAGCGCCGGCGCGUACCAGCAGCAGCCGCAGCAGCAGUACGCCAGCCAACCAACUGGUCAACAGGGCCAAUACACGGCGCAGACAGGCACUAGUCAAUCGACCUACUCUUCCCCGGUGAAUCAACUACCUCGACCAACGUCCGUCAUUGUUCCUGGUGUCAACUACAGGCGACAGGAGGCGACGCCGUACUCCGUUGCUGAGAACGCCGCCAAGCCGACAAAGUACACGUCGGUGCUCGUGCCCGGUGUGAACUACGAGAGCAGAGAUAGCCAGCGGUACACUGCGUCGCUGAAGCCGUUGACUGUUCCGUCGGGUGUAGUCAUACCGGGCCUCAACUACGGCGAGGACGAGUUUUCGGCUCCUGCGAAAUCUCGCGCCUUGUACGUCGACAAGGCGAUGCUACCUGUCGUCGCUGGCCUGCAGACGUACGGUGAAACGCCUCCGCCGACCAACUACACGUACGCGCAGCCCGCGGCGGGAUCCUACACUAGUGGACAGGUGGGUGGUAACAGCUACGGCGGGGUUGUGCAGACGGGGACGUACGCCGCAGGUACGGCUGCCGUUAGCGUGCAGGAGUCUCCGGUGCAGAACAGCUACGCGGUGGAGCAACCUCCGGCGACGUACGUGCGAGAAACGUCGCCGUCGUCCGGCAGCGUCAGCAGCUACGAUCAGCUGCCGACGUCGUACGGUAGCCGCGUGUCUGCCGCCCUGCCUACGAGCUACGGACAAACGCCCGCGCAGGCCACCGUGUCGGCGCCACACAUAGCGGGACAGCAGUACGACCAGGCAGCGACGUCGUACGCCGGGCCGAGCGACCAGAGGGCGCUGCUGACGGACGUUCGCAACAGCUACCUGGCGGACAUAUCUAGCGGACACCAGGUGGUGCUGCCGGACGUCAACCGCAACGUAGUGCAGCGAUACGGCAGCGGAAUCGAUAACAUCAUCAGAGAUAUCGACGUGACGUGCGACCCGCUCUGUCGCUCCAUGGACAUUAAGAUCGACUUUACGAGCAAGCUACCGACAAAGAUCAAGCUAGUGACACCCGGCUACAAUCCACGCGAGAAGAACGACAACUGCUACUUUGAGGGUGGCAAUACGGAGCGAGCGUUCUUCGGCAUUUCUCUGUUUGGAUGCGGCACCACGGAGCUCGUGAAUGAUGAAAGGCAGUUGGUACAGUACAAUAAUGUACUCAAACUCAAACUCGAAAACAGCGGAGAGGAAAGGCAAUACCCGAUCGCCUGCUCGAUUUCUUCUGAUGAACGAGUAAAGAUGAUCAGCUAUCUGGGAAAAUUACUUAAAGAUCGGCCGAAGAACGAGACUGGACCAAACAUAGCAAUUCCUAACUAUUGCCUCCAUCUGUCGGAAGUGAAGAAUAAGCUUACCGAUUUGAGAGCUGGAGACAGCUGCCUAUUGAAUCACCAGUGUCCACCACAUGCUAUGUGCCUUCCAUAUGGCGGCAUCAGGAUUUGUCAGUGCUCAAUGGGAUGGACUAACUAUGGCGGGCGGUGUAAAUCAGUGCCGCGAGAUGGUGACGUCUGUUACACUUCCGAAGACUGCAAGCGCGAGCAAGCAUCUUAUGGGUGCUCGUCCGGUCAACGUGUUUGCCGCAUCCGUGUCGAAGUGGGUGGUCACUGCAUGGACAAUGCUGAGUGUGGUCCUCCCCAUCGCUACUGCCGGGCCGACAGUAAUACUUGCGCCUGCAAUCCCAACUCUAGCGCCGCACGGUGCUCCGAGGGAUAGCCAUCUUGUACAGACAGAUAUGCGACCAGCCUGAAAGCCACUCGGACUGACAGACAGGCCGACAGACAGGCAGACAGACAUACAGAAAGAUAGCUAUAUGCACCUGUUAUGUUGCUCAACGUGUGUUAAUCGUUAUAGUCACGCGAAUAUAAAAACCGCAAAACUGGCGUUGCCUUGACGACGUAUUGAUUUUGUCUGUCAAAUCUUCGUAUCUACUAUAGGAAUAUGGGUAUUUUUAAACGAUGGGCCUAUUUUUAUAACAUUUACUUAAAGGCAUGAUACGGUUUUGUCACGUUGUGUUGGUGUUGAAAUUCAUAUUAUAUAUAUAUCUACUCACUAUUACUUUCGUUUAUAUAUCAAUACAUAAUAUCAUGUGUGUUGUACUAAUUAUGUCAUUCUGAAUUAUAGAUGUAAGUAUAUAUAUUUAAAAACAA